Aedes albopictus (Asian tiger mosquito) is the source of this 1349-nucleotide messenger RNA. Its product is annotated as luciferin sulfotransferase. NCBI's taxonomy places the organism in Eukaryota, Metazoa, Arthropoda, Insecta, Diptera, Culicidae. Gene Ontology annotation, cellular component: cytoplasm. The coding region runs from base 216 to 1196 and encodes 326 amino acids. The transcript has 2 exons. The record is from RefSeq and is a predicted model, not a curated record. Gene Ontology annotation, molecular function: sulfotransferase activity. Gene Ontology annotation, biological process: sulfation.
AGCCCAAAGCCCAAUGAAUCGAGUCGGGUAGCAUGCGGCAGGGGUCCCACCGCCGCCGUUGGUCGUCGAAGUCGCCAGUCUAAUUUUCCGGCGCAAGUUGGAAAAUUGUGCGCACCAACUUCAGUUGUUUUCGAGUGACGGUGGCGAGUGAAAGUAGCUCCCAAUCCCAAUCCCUACUACACCUAUAAGCUCCACGGUUGUUAGUGAGGCAAAUCAUGAACAUAGAGUACCGUAAGCUAGAUCGAGAUCUUCAAGAGCAGCUGGACGGAUUUUUCCGUACCAAUAAUUCCCUGGUUGAAGUUCAUCCGGGGCGGGUGUUGAUGCCCAGCAAGUUCCAGGCAAUCGGUGAGGACAUCAAGAACUUCGAAAUUCGAUCGGAUGACGUGUGGUUGCACUCCUAUCCGAGGACAGGUUCGACCUGGGCCCAGGAAAUGAUUUGGCUAUUGGGGAACAACCUGGACUAUGAGGGAGCCAAGAAUAUUCAACAGGUCCGAACGCCCCUGUUGGAGUUGUCUGCCAUAUUCUCCGAGGACCGAAGCGUUGAGGACUUUGUAACGGAACACAAGAAGGUCAACUCCGUAACUUGCGUCCACAACAUGCCCAGUCCGCGGUUUGUCAAGUGUCAUCUGCCCUGGCAGCUUCUUCCGAAUGAGAUGGACCAGGUGCGGCCCAAGAUGAUCUACAUAGCCAGGAAUCCGAAGGACUUGUGCGUCUCCUACUACUACUAUUGCCAGUUGAUCCACCAGACCGAGGGCAGCUUAGAGGACUUCUGUGAAAUCUUCCUGGCCGACAACGCCCCCAUAGGGCCGAUGUGGGCCCAUAUGCUGUCGUUUUGGAAGCGUCGCAAUCAACCGAACAUCCUGUUCUUGAAGUACGAGGACAUGAAGCGCAAUCUCCCUACCGUAAUCCGCCAGACUGCCGAGUUCAUGAACGUUGGUCACAACCUUACGGAUGAGGACGUCCAGCAGCUGUGCGAUCACCUGCAGUUUGACAGGAUGCAAAAGAACCCGGCCGUCAACAUGGAACCACUGAUGAAGAACUCGGCACAGAUCGACGAUAAGGCCAGUGUCAAAUUCAUCCGAAAGGGCGCAAUCGGUGACUGGAAGAACCACAUGAGUGAGGAACUUUCGCGACGUUUCGAUGCCUGGAUCAGUGAACACUUUGACGGGACGGGACUGGAGUUUGACUAUGAGUAACAGUUUAUCUUGUGUUCGGUAGUGUUAAUUAGAUUUGAUUCUGUUAUCGUUUGUUCAUUAGUUUAGUAAGGCGUGGGUGCAUUGGGGUAGUUAAUAAGGAUGAAAAAUAUCAGACCAGAUGCAAAAAAUUGUAUGGAGUUUUAUAUUUACAGU